AAGUUUGGACAGAAUGGACCUAUCAUCAUAUCCAUGAUUUUCCACAAUUUGUGAGAGAUUUUUUUUGCUGUAUUGAAAGUUAAAAUAGUGCUAAUUUGCUGAGAAAUUGGUUUACUAGUCCUAGGGGAGUAGCCAAAGCGCAUGCGCGUUUUAUUUCCUACGCUCCCUACCCCCUCGAGCCACCAGGGGCUAGUUGUUGGAGCGCAAUGGCGGUGCACCGGGGACCUUCUUCGAAAUGGCUCUUUUCCCGGGAGCAACUAGAAACAACGCCGUCCCGCCGCAGUGGAGUCGAAUCUGAUAGGGAACUUUCUUACCGACAGCAAGCCGCCAACCUAAUUCAGGAUAUGGGCCAGAGACUCAACGUCUCUCAACUCAUCAAACACUGCAAUCGUUUACAUGCAUAGAUUUUAUAUGAUUCACUCUUUCACUAAGUUUCAUAGGAAUAUCAUCUCCCAAACAACCUUGUUCCUGGCUGCGAAGGUGGAGGAACAACCUAGGAAGCUUGAACAUGUCAUCAAAGUGGCCCAUGCCUGCGUCAACCCCCAGGAUGCCCCACUAGACACCAAGAGCAAUGCAUACCAUCAGCAAGCUCAGGAGCUGGUGAUACUAGAAACGAUAGUACUGCAGACGCUAGGUUUUGAAAUAACAAUUGAACAUCCUCACACUGAUGUUGUGAGAUGUUCCCAGCUAGUGCGAGCAAGCAAGGAUUUGGCACAGACUUCCUAUUUCAUGGCUACCAACAG
This is a messenger RNA of Salvelinus sp. IW2-2015, 743 nucleotides long. Its product is annotated as cyclin-T2. Lineage: Eukaryota; Metazoa; Chordata; Actinopteri; Salmoniformes; Salmonidae. Gene Ontology annotation, biological process: positive regulation of DNA-templated transcription, elongation; regulation of transcription by RNA polymerase II. Gene Ontology annotation, molecular function: cyclin-dependent protein serine/threonine kinase activator activity. The record is from RefSeq and is a predicted model, not a curated record. Gene Ontology annotation, cellular component: cyclin/CDK positive transcription elongation factor complex; nucleus.